CGGCGGGCCAAAACAGUUUUCGACGACGAUGUUGCGCUUUCACAAGCAACGACUACGAACUUAAUGUCUACAGUAUUCAAGCCCUCCAGAUACUUGACGAAGGCUUGGACGUGGAAGGAGAAGGAUGGAUAUUGAUGCCAUGGCGUACCGGUACUAUGAUACGUAUUGCUGUACUGGACGGACAGACGCUUUGCCAAUAUGGGUAAUGCAAAUCAACAGCGCAUGCUGUUGACGGCCGAGAGGUUGAAAACGAGGUUGAAAACGCGUCGAGGUGGACGACUUCAAGUCGAAUGAUCAACAUGUCUCCCUGCCUUUCUCUCCCACUUAUAUCGGACAAAUAUCCUAUUUAGGACAUUUGAACUUUUUUGCGUUGUGUGUUUUUUACGUGAAUAUCCUCGUCCUCCUCUCUCCCUUUCAUUCUCUGAUCUCCCGUGGACGCCGCAAGUGACAUCCUGUUAUCAUGGCGACGGAACAACAGCAGCAGCAGCCCCAGAUCGACGGCGCCAAGGUGUCGUCCCCCACGACGGAAACACGCACCUCCAUGAAGGCGUACUGGGUCGAACACAGCUCGGACAGCAACGUCGAGACCAUGAUGUUGGACUCGAACGCGAAAAUUCUGACCGAGCUCGAGACCCCCGAAAUUCUGUCGAAAAUGCCGUCGUACAAGGACAAAGACGUGUUGGAGAUGGCGGCAGGAAUCGGCCGAUACACUGGUACGAUCGCCGACCACGCGGCAUCCGUGGUAGCCGUGGAAUUCAUCGAAGGCUUCCACACGACCAACGUCGAAACGAACGGCCAUCGCGCCAACUGUUCGUUCAUCUGCGGCGACGUGUGCGACUUGGAACGCCCGCAUGAGUCCCUCGACGUCGUAUUCUCCAACUGGCUGCUCAUGUACUUGAACGACGUGGAGGUGAAGAAGCUCGCGCUCAAGAACCUUCACUGGCUCCGCACGGGCGGCGAAGUGUUUUUCCGUGAAUCGUGCUUUCGUCAGUCUGGAGAUGUCAAGCGUACGUCCAACCCGACGCAGUACCGCCACCCGAGCUUCUACAUGGACGCGUUUUCGUCCGUGGUGAUCGACGAAGGCAACGGCAAGAUCAGCCAGUUCGAGCUCAUCUCGCAAUCCAGCGUCAACGUCUACCGCCGCGUCAAGAAAAACAACGGCCAGAUCUGCUUUCGUUUCCGCAAAGUCACCAAGGACGGGUCCACGGAAUCGUUCCAGCGCUUCUUGGACUCGCAACAGUACUCCACAGGCAGCAUUGCGCGCUACGAAAAGAUCUUUGGCGAGGGCUACGUGAGCACGGGUGGCCAGGAAACGACGACCGAGUUCGUGGCCAAGCUCGGGCUCAAGGCCGGCGAGCGCGUGUUGGACGUCGGCUGCGGCAUCGGCGGUGGCGACUUUUACAUGGCCAAGACGUUUGGCGUGUCGGUGGUGGGCAUCGAUUUGUCCACCAACAUGGUGCAUCGGGCAUUGGAGCAGUCGGUGGCCGACCCGACCGUCGACGUCGAGUUCGAAGUGUGCGACGCCACGACCAAGGAGUACCCCGCCGGAUCGUUUGACGUGAUUUACUCGCGAGACACGAUUCUGCACAUUCAAGACAAGCUCGGACUAUUUGAAAAAUUCUACCGCUGGCUCAAGCCGGGGGGUCGUGUGCUCAUCUCAGACUACUGCCGCGGUGACCAACCCCAGUCGGAUCGAUUCCAAGCGUACGUGGCCAGUCGUGGCUACCACUUGCUGUCCCCAUCGCAGUACGGCGGCGUGCUCACGGCCGCCGGGUUUGCGGACGUGGUAGCCGAAGAUCGAACAGAGCACUUCACCAACGUCCUCGAAGCUGAAUUGGCGCGCACGGUGGCAAACCGCGACGAGUUUAUCGCGCAGACGUCGGAGAAGGACUACCAAGACAUUGUCGGUGGAUGGGAAUCGAAACUUACCCGAUGCGCGGACGGCGAUCAAAAGUGGGGCCUGUUCCUUGGCUACAAGCACUAAGGACCGACUAGCUGUGGACGGUAGCUACAGUAUGCGCAAUAAUAAUAAUAUUGUCGAAGUCGAUUCGAAAUUGGAA
Aphanomyces astaci is the source of this 2060-nucleotide messenger RNA. RefSeq lists its product as hypothetical. The coding region runs from base 461 to 1984 and encodes 507 amino acids. Lineage: Eukaryota; Oomycota; Saprolegniomycetes; Saprolegniales; Verrucalvaceae. The record is from RefSeq and is a predicted model, not a curated record. The transcript has 2 exons.